ACCCAUCUCAUCUAAAUAUACAAUUAUACAAACACAUCAAUACAUGCUGAAAGCGAAGUUAAUUAACGAAGACUUGUAGCCAAGACGGCCUGGUAUGCAACCUGCGUGCAAAAUAUCACCUCAGGGUCCCCUCUUCAAUAUUCCCAUCAUAACGAACAGUCAUCUUUCUUGCCCUAAGGACUGGACCCGGGUCAGACAGUGUGGUUCACGGUUCACCCACCAUUAGGUCAUCACCAAAAGUCAGAAUCUCAAAUGAAAAGGGGCACAAGGAAGAAUCUUCUUAGCUUUCUCACCAUGCGUAUAUUUGCAUCGAUCUUAUCUCAACUAAGUUGUUGGAUUAAUUUAAUUGUUUUACGUGACUCGUUUGAAUCAAAUAAAGCGUCCCCAUAGUUGGGCAAGUUGAAACGGCACAAAUCCUAAAGAGAUUGACUAACUGUAUCAUGUUUCCAGUUUUCAGUUAUGUCACCUUCUUCUUUCUUCUCCUUUCCUUCUCUUGCUUUCCCGCCAGAAUCAUACCGGACUAUUUAACUGAAUUAACCGUCGAUGGCCAUAACGACACGUGGCGCUUUUUCGAGAGGUUCCUCGAUACCGGGAAGGGAAGCCAAGUCAGCGGCAUGUCGGAGCUCAAAAAGUACUUUCAACGUUUCGGCUAUCUUCCGGUGCCCAAUACGAAUUUCACCGAUGUUUUCGAUUCCCGGUUCGAGACCGCUGUCAUCAUGUACCAGACAAAACUUGGCUUGCCGGUCAGCGGAAAGCUCGACUCGAAGACGAUCACCGCCAUCGUGUCCCCAAGGUGCGGCGUCAGCGACACGACGCCGCUGGAGGACGUGCACGAGACGCGCCACUUCGCGUACUUUUACGGAAAACCCAGGUGGGCUCGCGUGCCUCCUAUGACCCUCACCUACUCCUUUUCGCGGGAGAACAUGAUAGAAUCCUUGAACUCGUCGGAGAUGAAAUCGGUGUUCGAACGAGCGUUCUCGCGGUGGGCAUCGGUUAUCCCGGUAAACUUUACGGAGACCGAGGAUUUCGGGUCAGCGGACAUAAAAAUAGGGUUCUACUCUGGGGAUCACGGCGACGGAGAACCGUUCGAUGGCGUGCUUGGAGUGCUAGCGCAUGCCUUCUCGCCACAGAACGGGAGGUUCCACUUCGACAGAGCUGAAACGUGGACCGUUGAUUUCGAAUCUGAAAAGUCAAGGGUGGCCAUAGAUUUGGAAUCGGUGGCAACCCAUGAAAUUGGUCAUAUACUGGGCCUGGCCCACUCUUCAGUCAAGGAGGCAGUGAUGUACCCAAGCUUGAGCCCACGGAGAAAGAAAGUGGACCUCAAGCGUGAUGACGUGGAAGGGGUCCAGGCUCUCUACGGACCAAACCCGAACUUCAAGUUUAGUUCUUUGAUGGAGUCCGACAUUUCUUCAAAUCGAGCCGUUGGAUUACAAAUCCGACCAUCAAGGUGGGCCACCACCUUGGUGGUAGUGGUGGCUUUAAUAUUCUCUUUGUGGACACGAUGACAUACAUAAACGCGUGAUUUAUAUAUAUAUAUAUAUUUUUUAAUUAUUUUUCACUUCUGUAAUUGUAAAAAUAUUCACACAAAAAGAAUGUAAAAGUAUUUUUUUAUACUAAACAAAUAAUUUGUUUGAU
Vitis vinifera (wine grape) is the source of this 1635-nucleotide messenger RNA. RefSeq names its product metalloendoproteinase 4-MMP. The coding region runs from base 441 to 1505 and encodes 354 amino acids. The record is from RefSeq and is a predicted model, not a curated record. Gene Ontology annotation, molecular function: metalloendopeptidase activity; zinc ion binding. The transcript has 2 exons. Lineage: Eukaryota; Viridiplantae; Streptophyta; Magnoliopsida; Vitales; Vitaceae. Gene Ontology annotation, cellular component: extracellular matrix. Gene Ontology annotation, biological process: extracellular matrix organization; proteolysis; collagen catabolic process.